CCAAAAUCCUCUUACAACCUCAGUUUGGUUCAGUUACACUUAAACUGAUUUAAACGCGUCACAUGGUCGGAAAUCAGUGCCUUCAGGCUGUGAAGUACCCGGAUGAUACACAUCGUACCUGACCCACGAGCUGGACUGAGCUGAGCAGAGCUGACCACUAUGGAUUUCAUGACGGACCGAGAUGCGCAGAAAUACCUGGAGGAUGGUUAUGUGGUGCUGGACGGGCUGCUGACCCCACAGGAGUGUGACGAGCUGAGGCAGAGGAUGACGGAGAUAGUGGACAGGAUGGAUGUCCCUGAGCACUGCCGCACCACCUUCUCCACCUAUCACCAUGAGCAGCUCAAAACACAGGGAAAUGCCGACUAUUUCAUCACCAGCGGAGAUAAGAUCCGCUUUUUCUUUGAGAAAGGAGUUUUUGAUGACAAAGGGGAAUUCCUCGUAUCAAAACAGCGCUCACUAAAUAAAGUCGGACAUGCGCUGCAUGCGUAUGAGCCAUUGUACAAAAAGGUUACACAUUCACCCAAAGUUCAGGGUAUAGCAAAGAAGCUGGGUCUCGUGAGUCCUCUGAUACUGCAAAGCAUGUUUAUUUUCAAGCAACCAGGGAUCGGAGGGGAAGUGACGUCACAUCAGGACGCCACAUUUCUGUACACAGAGCCCCUGGGGAGAGUGAUGGGUCUGUGGAUCGCCCUGGAGGAUGCCACUGUCAACAACGGCUGUCUGUGGUUCAUCCCAGGAUCACACAACAGUGGUAUUUCCAGACGUAUGGUGCGCACUCCAAAAGGCACCUAUCCCUUGACAGAUUUUGUCGGUCUCGAGCAGGAGUACGAUGCGGGAAAGUUUGUCAGCGCUCCUGUUAAAAAAGGUAGUGUAGUCCUGAUUCACGGGCAAGUGGUGCAUCGCAGUGCUGAAAACACCUCUGAAGACUCCCGUCAUGUCUACACCUUCCACCUCAUGGAGUCCCAGGACACACGCUGGAGCACGGACAACUGGUUGCAACCCACAGAAGAGCUCCCCUUCCCUCCUCUCUACACUAAAUGAAGAAUGUUUUUAGCAUCUGGUGCUGCAGCUCACGGGGAGACACAAAGUACUUUCUUUCCUGUGGAGGGACCAACAUGAGUUUACUGUUUGAAGAAAAAGAA
Messenger RNA from Notolabrus celidotus (New Zealand spotty), 1139 nucleotides. It is a transcript of the gene phyhd1, whose product is annotated as phytanoyl-CoA dioxygenase domain containing 1. The record is from RefSeq and is a predicted model, not a curated record. NCBI's taxonomy places the organism in Eukaryota, Metazoa, Chordata, Actinopteri, Labriformes, Labridae. The coding region runs from base 160 to 1038 and encodes 292 amino acids. The transcript is spliced from 11 exons.